AUGAUAAUUUUAGUAUUAGUCUCAGUCUUAAGAUUUGGAAAAAAUAUCAUAACAAAAAAAAAAACUUCUUCAGCUAUUUGAAUGGAGUAAACUUGAUUGAAGUUCAAUUAACAACAUCGAACUUUGAUGUUGAUACCAAAUAAAACGCACCUUUAAUUACAAAUAUAAAUGUAGCGUGUUAAGCGAAAUGUCCCUUAAACCAAACCAGGCAUUUCACCCCUCGACAUGAUCUAUCUAUAUCUAUACCCUCGAUGAACAAAAUAUUACUAUAAUGUGUAUAAUCUAUAGUGUUAAUGCCAUAUCUACUGUACAAAGGAGACAUAGCCGUCUCAGUUUGAUUGAAUUCAAGGACAGUUCAAUCAUGUACCAAGUGGACGCUAGUUUGCGCGCUGGGUGACUUGGCGCACGCUUGUACUUGUGAUAUAUGAUUAUCAUUGUACAAAUGACAAAACAAAUUCAGAACAUGCUUGAUUUUGUACUACGCGACACUGGCAUAAAUUGCUGACACUAAGCAGGUGUGGCGGAUAGCCAUCAUAUAACGCAAGAUAAUAAUUGACAGAUGCCUGAAUCUCGCUUACGACAUUUACAAGAUAAAGCGCAUAUAUACAAGUUCCGAACAACAACAUUCGCCAUUCCCGAUCCUGCGGACAGAAUGGAAAGCAGUCGACGUCGCCCAAAACACGUCAUCUCGGAUCCUUCCGAUCCACUAACGGUGCUUUUAGGUACCUCAAGCACCGGUCACCGUGCUCGUCGAACCCGUCGCUUGCGACGAAGGGCUCGACGAGUAAAUUAACCCUCAGACACAGCCCACUGAGUUUCUCGCCGGAUCUUCUCAGUGGAUCGCGUCUCCGAUCCGGUGGUAGAUUCUGCGAAGCACGGCUCUUGCUAGGGUUCGUGUUAGCAACGUCGUCAGGUUUGAGCCCCGUGAGCUCACCUACUAGUAAGGUUACGCUGGAAUAGCCUCUCAAGGCUACCAGCUUUAGUAGGAAUAAAAAAAACAACAUUCGGACCGUCGCGUCGGUCUACCGAGCAAAUAUCACUCGCUCGGUGGAAGAUCUUCCCUUUGUCGUAUAUAUCUCACUAAACUGGUGACCCACGACUACGAGCACCCCGGAGAAACAGAUGUCGGAAUCCAGCGGAUCGGACACGGCGCGUUCGCAGGUAACCACACGACCACGUCGACACGUCAAGAUGGCGUCGCCUGUCGAGCCAGCGUGCCCGAAUACACAACUACCCUCUAUACAUAUCAGGAUACCACUGCUCUGGCCUGAAAAACCAGCUAUAUGGUUCGCUCAAGUCGAAGGACAAUUUGCAGUGAUGCGUAUUACCCAUAGAUUAUACACUUAAUAUAUUCGAGAUAUUACCGAUAAUGCGUCCAAAUGUUGUUGUUCGGAACUUGUAUAUAUGCGAGCUUAUCUUGAAAAUGUCGUAAGCGAGAUUCAGGCAUCUGUCAAUUAUCUUGCGUUAUAUGAUGGCUACCCGCCACAGCAGCUGUAUUGUCAGGCUGCCAAGAAUUAUACAAAAAAAAGAAUAUUUGAUGUUGUAAUGUCGAACUGGACAACUACACAUUCGCGUUUUUGAGCAUUUUUAAUUUACAUAAUAAAAUAUUAUCUAUUUACAUAGUAAAUAAUUUUAAAAACAAGCCACGAACUCAGCAACUCAUUUAUUUAAGUUUAAUUUUUUUAAAAAAGACGAAACAUUCUCUUUGUACGCGGCCGCCGCCCGCGUCGCCCGCGUCGCCUCGCAUUAGCGCGUCUAUAUAGUUGUUGUGUGACUCAAACAUAAGGAAGUCAUAAAGACAUUAAGCUGCGUACGUGAAUUAGAUCAGGGUACAUAAUAAUAGUGGGUCAUCAGCCAGUGGGCACGCGUGACCCCGAGCUGCGACCACUGGACGAGAGAUAACUUCUCAAAUAACAUUCUGGAUUAUUUCAUUACAUUAUAUGUUUACUAUACUUCUAAUAUACCUAAUACCUAAAUGAUCCUAAAUUUUAAAAGACACUCAAAUAUCCGGUCAUCGGUCCUACCUAUUUGGCUGCUAUUUGGCUGAGAGACUCAGUGGUAGUUAGAGGAUGUUCCAAAGAAUAAUAAAAAAAUUUGGUAUGGUUUAUCUCGGCGGCGGCUCUUCCAGCGAGAUCUUUGCUUUAAAAACUGUGUCAAUAUUUUUUAAUAAAUAUGUAGAUCGCAAGUACGUCUGUUGCUUGAGAUACGUACAUUAAGUGAACUGGACGAGUGCUGGGGAACGAUCGCAUGAGGAUCCCGCUACAAGCUACGGCUCUUCGAUCGGAGCCCAGGGUUCGUGUCCCGAGCGGGCCAGCGACAUCCAUUGUCUUUGAGUUCGGCUCUACACCAGGUGUCCCAGGUGAGCGGCAGGCGCGUUAGCCAAUCUAGAGCAAUAAAUAUUUAAAGUAAAACCAUUUUGUUUUACGUUUUUGAAGGCUUAUUGUAAUGACCACGUUGUUCUUGGAAUAAUGACUUGAAUAGUACAAGUAAAUCGAAAGUGGAGGAGCGAACGAGGGCGUCGCGCGCGCUCUCAGUCGCCCGCUGUCCCCGGACCUGACUGUACCGCCGGGCGCCCCUCGCCGCGCUGGACCCACAUCCACGGAGCAGGAUGCUCAGGUCCACGGGCCUGUCGAAGGUGUACUGCCGCACCGCAGUGACGCUGAUGCUGUGUGCGACUUGUUGCUCAGGAGGAGGCAUCUAUAGCUUGAACGAGAGUGAAUAUCGCAGGAUGCCGGCGCUGUACGCGCUAGACGAAUACGAGCCAUGUCUGCAGCAGGGCGGUCCGUACUGCCUCCUCGAUGCGGACCUGCUCCCCGGGACUGAUUCCAGCCUCAUGGACCUAAUCCAGGGCUACUCUGCGCACCGCGUGAAGCACUUCAACCACACCCAGAUCCACCGCGGAGUCUGUCUCAGCACCUCGUGUGCACACGUCAACCGCACUGCACUAGGAAUAGAACGAGCCCUCACACAGUGUCUCAACCAAACUGUCUCGAAGGCGUACGGGCUCCAAGUUAAGCUCGCUAAGCUACACUACUGUGUCCGAGAGGGAGAGAGCAGCCCGUUCGACGCGAGCGACCACGUGGUUGCUGUUCUUUAUUUACUUGUGAUGCUGUUGAACGCUGUGGGGAGCUGCUAUGAUCUUAUCAUAUGUAAGAAUGGCAAGGGGAACCCGUGUCUGUUGGCGUUCUCAGUGCAACGUAAUUGGAAGCGGCUGGUGUCGCCGAGCCACGCGCUGCGGGACCCACGACUCGACAGGCUGAAAGCAUUCCACGGAAUCAGGACGCUGACGAUGCUGUGCGUGUUGUUCUCCCACACGGUGCUGAUCAUGGCCUACUCGUACGUGAACAAUCCGCUCUACAUAGAGAAGGCUUACGACGAUCCCCUCAAACAAAUAUUGUUCAACGGCACCCUGGUGACGCACACCUUCUUCGUGAUGUCCAGCUUCCUCCUCGCGUACAACUUCCAGAUCUACGCGGAGACCCACGACCUCACCUGGACCCACCUGCCUAAGGCUGUACUACUCAGAUGGCUCAGACUGACUCCAACGUACGGCCUGGUGCUGGCGACGAUCUCCACGCUGGGCCGGCACGCGGGCGCCGGUCCGCUGUGGGGGCUCGUGGUCGGCAGCGAGGCGGCCGCCUGCCGUCGCUACUGGUGGGCGCAUCUACUUUACAUCAACAACUACAUCUACGAAGACGCAUUCUGUGCACCGCAGACUUGGUACCUGGCAGCGGACACGCAGCUGUUCUGUGUGGGCGUGGCGGUGUGCGUGUGUGCUCGCCGGCCGCGUGCCCGCGCGGUGUGCCUGGCGGUGCUGCUCCUCCUCUCGCUGCUGACUCCGGCACUGCACACGUACUUGCAACACCUGGACGCCGUCGUCCUGCAGUCUCCCGAGACAUACAGGAACCUCUACGAGCGCGAGGACACGUUCCGGCUGCUGUACAUCCGCGGUCACACCAACCUCUCCACGUACACGCUGGGGCUGGCGGGCGGCUUCUUGGCCUACCGCGCCCAGACUCAGCCUCAACGUUUCACUGGAUACAAGAAGCACCGCUGGCUGGUGUGGCUGCUGCUCCCGCUGGGCGUGGCGGUGAUCCUGUCGGGAGGUAUAUUCUACAGGGACGGCGUGGAGCCCCCGACAGCGCUCAGAGUGAUGUACGCUGCACUCUACAAACCUAUUUUCCAGCUGCUCGUCGUCGCUCUGAUCUUGUCUUGCGUUUUGAAGCUGGAAAACAGCUACCGCGCGGUGGUGGAGUGGCGCGGCUGGGGCUGGAGCGGCCGGGUGUCGUUCAGCGCGUUCCUGCUGCACACGCUGUUCCAGCGCGGGCUCGUCGGCUCGCAGACCGCGCCGCUGCACAUCUCCGACUACUACGUCGUGACGGUGCUGUGUGCCACGGCGGUGAUGUCGUACGUGUGCGGGUGCGCACUGUAUGUGUGCGUGGAGGCGCCGAGCUCCGCACUCACCCGCGCCCUCUUCGGCCCGCACCCCCCGCGCACUCCUCGCACGCGUCCCGCCCCCCUCUCUACAAACAAGACAACAUCUGACCUCUGAAUACAUACCUGUGGCUAUACA
Molecule: messenger RNA, 4573 nt
Organism: Bombyx mori (domestic silkworm)
Lineage: Eukaryota; Metazoa; Arthropoda; Insecta; Lepidoptera; Bombycidae
Product: nose resistant to fluoxetine protein 6
Exons: 12
Coding region: 2609-4552 (647 amino acids)
Source: RefSeq, a predicted model, not a curated record